Messenger RNA from Manis javanica (Malayan pangolin), 5105 nucleotides. RefSeq names its product N-acylethanolamine acid amidase (gene NAAA). NCBI's taxonomy places the organism in Eukaryota, Metazoa, Chordata, Mammalia, Pholidota, Manidae. Gene Ontology annotation, molecular function: hydrolase activity, acting on carbon-nitrogen (but not peptide) bonds. The record is from RefSeq and is a predicted model, not a curated record.
AUGAGACGAAAAAGGAUGGGUCCCUCGCUAGCACAGCAGGAGUCUCCUGCGCUGAGGAAAAUUAUUUUCUCAAACCUCUCCAGGCUGCAGUUCCCAUUCUCUCGCCUACACGGGCCGGAGGGGCCAGGCGUGGGCGUGAGAGCUCGGCGGGACUCCGGGCGGCAGUCCAGGCGGGAGGUGCGGGGGCGCCGGUCUCGCGGUUCCGGGUCCCGUGAGCCGGGCGGUGCAGGCCGCGCGCGGGCUCCGCCUCCAGCCCUCCCGGCACCGCCCCGGCCCCUCCUCCUCCUCCGGGCGUCCCCGGGCGCCGGCAACGAUCCCGACUGCGGCGCGCGAGCCCCCGCCAUGCGAGCCGUGGGCCUGGCUGCGCGCCCGGCGCUGGCGCUGAUGCUGCUCCUGGCCGGGGCUGGAUUGUCAGCCGCCGCCGAACCCCGAGCCCCGCCGCUCUUCAACGUGAGCCUAGACGCGGCCCCCGAGCUGCGCUGGCUGCCGGUGCUGCGGCACUUCGACGAGGACUACUUGCGCGCCGCGUUUGCGCAAAUCCUUGGGGAUACGGUCCCCAAAUGGAUCCACGCGUUGAUCCGAAAGGCAGUCGGGGAGCUGGAGCGCUUCCUACCCCAGCCCUUCGCCGACGAGAUUCGCGGCGUGUGCGACGCCCUCAACUUCAACCUGGCGGACUGCCUGCUCCUCAACCUGGCCUACGAGUCCACCGCAUUCUGCACCAGUAUUGUGGCUCAAGACUCCAGAGGCCACAUUUACCAUGGCCGGAAUCUGGAUUACCCUUUUGGAUAUUUCUUACGCAACUUGACCGUUGAUGUGCAGUUCUUAAAGAAUGGGCAGGUUGCAUUCACAGGAACCACUUUUGUUGGCUAUGUAGGAUUAUGGACUGGUCAGAGUCCACACAAAUUUACAGUUUCGGGCGAUGAACGAGAGAAAGGCUGGUGGUGGGAGAAUGUGAUCGCUGCCCUUUUCCAGAGACACUCUCUGGUCAGCUGGCUUAUCCGCACUACCCUGAGUGAGUCGGAGAACUUUGAAGCGGCUGUUUACCGAUUGGCCAAGACUCCCCUUAUUGCUGAUGUUUAUUACAUUGUUGGCGGUACGUUCCCCCGGGAGGGGGUGGUCAUCACGAGGAACAGAGAUGGCCCGAUGGACAUUUGGCCUCUAGAUCCUUUAAAUGGAGCGUGGUUCCGAGUUGAGACAAAUUAUGACCACUGGAAGCCAGUGCCUAAGAGCGAUGACCGAAGAACACCUGCCAUCAAAGCCCUUAAUGCCACUGGCCAGGCGAACCUCAGCCUGGACACGCUCUUCCAGGUUUUGUCAGUGUUCCCGGUUUAUAACAACUGCACAAUUUAUACUACGGUAAUGAGUGCUGCCAACCCAGACAAGUACAUGACGAGGAUCCGAAACCUGGGUUGAAAAUUAUUUUUAAAAAAUUAAACCUUGAAGAGUUGCACCUUAAAAAAUAGAACAACAUGAAAGAAUUGUAUUAUUUUGUGAACAAUACAAGCUCCUUCAUUAAAUUUCUCAACCUUGUGAAGUGGGGGCAGGAGGUCACUUUGGAGCUUAUUUUGGUAAAGUGGGUAUUAGAUGUCUUGCCUUCGCUUCCUUCUAUGAUUUGCCUUGAUGCUAUCUAAGCUUCAUCCUGGCUGGAACAACUAAAAGAUAAUUUUCUGAGAUCUUUAUUCCCAGCUUCUCACAAUAACAUAUAGCUGUGUUGUCAGACCUCAACUCACAAAUGAGCUGACAAUGCCUCUUUAUUCAUUAUGAAGUUUUUCUGGCAGAGUCUUUUAAAAAAAAAAAGAUUCUUCUAAAAGAAAUCGAGAAACUGUAGUUGAAUAGAGCCUGUUGGAAUGUUUGUUAGUCUGACUUUUGAUCAUGUAUUUACAUAUGAUGUGAUUCUCCUUUUUUAUGUUUCUAAUUUUAAAAAAUUGGAUGGAUCUCCUUUUUUGAAAUAGUUACUUGCUUACUACUUUUUGAAAGCAAUAUGAAACCAAAUUAUUUCUGAUUGUCAUUAGUUAAUAACAUGUUGAAGGAGAUGUUGGCAAGGAGAAUAAGAACUUUUCCAAUAUAUAUAGUGUGGUGUUUUCCAUAAGUUUGUGCCUCGAAGUUGUGUGGUUCUGAGGAGCUCUCAGAAUGUCCUGAUAAACAGCUCUCAUCAAUGUGAAGUUGUAAGUAUCAGUACUCAAAGGAGUGCUCAGCUGCUUUGCUGAAUUCUUUUUUUUUCACAUCAUAUAUGAAAGAAAAUUCUUUGAGCAUGAGGUCAGAAAAGGUUAAAAGCAUGGACAAUGGAGCUGAUUGGAUGUUCUUGUUUAAUGUACCAGCACAACAAAGGAAAAUGAAAUGUCUAGAGGGAAAUAUUAGGCAGGUAGAAGUCAUCCUCGCCCCACCAUACUGCACACUCUCUUGCGGCCCCAUUCAUAUUUCUCCUUGGACAAUGUUGGGUCAACGUUGUUAAAUUUCUGUCAUCCAGUGCCUUUUUUAAAAUCAAAUAUCAAGAAUAGUUUACUCUGUCAAACAUGUUAUAAUAUGAUUAAGUCUUAAAAUUUCUACUCAUUAGUUACAUUCUAUUCUUGUUUCCUUGAAAAUACACCGUGAAGCUUGGAUGGAAAUUUUAACUAGGCAAAGUGAAGACACUGAGGGCCAGGAAGCAGGCAGGUGAUUUAAGUAAUCUAAACCUGGGGUUGCUUUUAAGAUCUUUGGGCCAUGUGGUGUCACUACAAGGCCCCUAGAUGUAAAUUUCUUUUUAUUUAGCCUGCUUGGGAUUGGUUGUGCUCUCCAAAAUUAAAAUCUAUUUCUUUUAUUCAAUUUUGGAAAAUGUUCAGUUAUCAUCUCUCCAGGAAAUGUUCCCCUACAUUUUCUUGCAUCUUUUCUCCUGAAAUCCAAGUAUGUGUGUUGUACCUUCUUCCAUCCUUGUAGGCUCUUAGCCCCUCUGGUAUUUUAGGAGGGGUAGACAAGUGAAGAGGUGGACUUCUUUCACAAUGUUCUAUUCCAGGUAAUUUCUUAGAUUUUUUUUUUUCAGUAAAAUACAGAACAUUUCUUCAAUGGAUUUAUUCAGUUUUUAGUAUCAAGCAUAAUAUUUCUAUUUUAGAUGGUCUGGUACUUUUUUUAUUCUGCUUUGAUCUUUUUUUGAUAGCAUCUUGUUCCUUGCUUUGAUCUUUUGGUAAACUUCUUAACCCAUAUAUAUAUAUAUACGGCUUCACACACACACACACACACACACACACACAUACAUACAUACAUAUAUAUAUUUGUAUUCUGCCUCUAAAUUCCAUCAUCAAGUUCUCGAUGAUGUCCAGUUUUUCUGACUGUUCCCCAUGAAGAUUUCUGUGGUGUUUUAUGAUUUGGGGUUGUGUGCCUCUGGAAUCCUGGGCAGUGCAUGCUCGAGAGAGAGGGUAUGUGUUUGUUAAUUUCUCAGCCAUCUUGUGGUUUCUUUAUGCUAGCACUGGACUAGCAUAAAUCUAAGCCUCAAUUUGUAUUGUGCAAGGGCAGGCCUGUGGUUACAAUCCACAGAGAAGAGCCCUGCCCUCUGCACAGACAGACCUUUUCAGCUCUUUAUCGUGUGUAUUCAAGUUCUUGUCCCUUUAUCCUCCACCUCUCAAGGCAAUUGUCAAACACAGGUUCUAAAUUACUGGAACCAGCAGAUGUCCUUAGAGCCACAAUGGCUUCAGCGCCUGCUUAUCUCUAAGUUUCCUCUUUAUUCCCUCCUCUCCCUUUACUCCAUUGUCUCCAACUUUACUUCCUUACUUGCAAGCUCAAUUGAGUAUUAUGCACAUAAGAUGUUUAUCAUUUCUAGGAGGUAUGUAGUAGGAAUGCUUUUUAAGGAUAUUCAUCCCUUCGAAGUAACUAGAAAUCAAAGAGCUGUAUGUGAGAUUUUUAUUUUUUUAAGUUCAUCCUGUACAAGUAUGGAGAGUGCAUUGGUGGGGGCGGAUGAUGGAAAAGUGAAAACUAGUUAGGGCUGAGAUUAGAGUAGAACAGAUGAAAAAUUAAGAUGGAUUUCAAAACCUAGAAGUGACCUAAAUGACCAUCAAUAGAAGAAUGGAUAGAGAAAAUGUGGUCUGUACAUACAAUGGAACGUUAUUCAGCCUUUAAAGAAGGAAAUCCUCCAAUCUGUGACAACAGGGAUGAACCUCAAAGGCAUCCUACUAAGUAAAAUAAGCCAGUCCCAGCUGAGGUUGAUGGGGUUCAGGACAUGCUGCUGCAAAAUAUGGCACCUUGGUGAAUUGCAGAGUUUAAGGUGAAAGAGUUUGAGGAAACAGCAGAAGCAGGAAGGUCAUUCUGACCUUUCUCAUCAACCUUCUUCCCUGGAAGGGGUCCCAGACCCCUCAGGCAGAGGUGCCCUUCCUGCACUGGGAGGGCAGGAGCAUCCUUAUCUUCAAAGACAAAGGAAUACCACGAGGAAUCCUGCACACAGGGCUUGCUCAGUUUCCCCCCAUUUGCUACCUUUCCCUCACUUUCCUUUGCCUGCGAUAUUGCUCCGCAACUGUCCACCCUCCAGCAGACCUGGCAGGACCUACUCUGGUCUGACUCUUUGGGUCUUCAUUUCCUUCCUUAUGGUGGCUCCUUGUCACAGAAACUUAUUUUGAAUUAAUUGGGGUGCUUUUCUCCGGAAGCUCUGUCAGUUUAAUUUUCAAGGGUCCUAAGAGGGUCAAGGAAAACUACCCCCCUACAAGGUCUCUAGCAGAAAUCCGCAGAAGUCAGAGGCUAGGGACAGGGGACAUGGGAAGUUGCUAUUCAACAUGUAUAAACUUUAAAUUACACAAAAUGAGUUAAGUUCUAGAGACCUGCUGCUCCACAUCGUACCUGUAUAUUAUACUCGAGUGCAGUCAGCACAACUAUAUUUCAUACUUAAAAAUUUAAGAGGGCAGAGUUCCGUGUUGUUAUCACAAUAAAGUUUUUUAAAAAGCAAAUAUUUGAAGGUUUCUUAUGUGGAAAAUGAACACAAUUUGUUCUGUAGAUACACAUGGGGAGAAGCUAAGGACAUGGUGUAAGAAUAGAAAUAGGUUAGCAUAAGCAUAGCCAUCUUAAAGGCCUAGAAGCCAUUUCUGAGUAUGUGACUUAGAAAGAAAAACUGGAACUGGGUAAGGCCUUGAAAAACAAGCUAAUCAUGA